Ramularia collo-cygni is the source of this 4626-nucleotide messenger RNA. RefSeq lists its product as uncharacterized. The transcript has a single exon. Gene Ontology annotation, biological process: regulation of translational initiation by eIF2 alpha phosphorylation; DNA damage checkpoint signaling. Bases 1 to 4626 code for a protein of 1541 amino acids. The record is from RefSeq and is a predicted model, not a curated record. Gene Ontology annotation, cellular component: cytosol. Lineage: Eukaryota; Fungi; Ascomycota; Dothideomycetes; Mycosphaerellales; Mycosphaerellaceae. Gene Ontology annotation, molecular function: protein binding; eukaryotic translation initiation factor 2alpha kinase activity; ATP binding.
AUGGCGCCGAAAAACAAGAAAAACCAAUCUCAGAAUAACACAGAUCGCAUCGAUUAUAGCGCUGUGCAGAAUGAUGAGAUUGCGGUUCUGGAAGCCAUCUAUGGAGAAGAUUUUCAGGACCAUGCCGCUACCAAUGCGUGGGGUGCAACCACCGAGCGCACUUUCAAACUUGUGUUGAGACCGCACACCGAGUCCGAUGCAUUCAUCACGUUAUCCGUCAAGUUCACGGCGACGUACCCAAGAACACCACCUCAGAUCCAAAUCCAAGGGUUGGAGAGCUUUCAUGAACGCACACAGACGCGUUUGCGCAAUGUGAUUGCUCUUUACACCAAGCAGGAUACGGACGAGCCGGUGAUAAACACCAUCGCCGAGGAGAUGCGUGAAGCUCUUGAGGACGCCAUCUUGGCUCGUCAGCAAGGCGCUCUCCCCAGUCUGGACGACGAGCGUGCCAAUGCUUCGGAAGCUGCCAGGGCACAGUUCGCGGCCGCCAAGGAGGCAGAAGACAUCCGGCGCAGAGAAGCCGAGGAAGAAGAGGCACGUACGCUCCAGCAUCUUCUGGACGAGGAAGUCAAGAGGCAGAAGCGAAAGUCCUACAAACCUGCCUUGGAACGUAGGAACAGCAUCAACGCCGACUCCGGCACCAUCACAUUCGACGAAGCUGGUAUGAUUCAAGUCGGUAGCGAGACUCAGUCUUUUACCAGAGUGACAUGCACAGGGCUUCUCUCGAAGAAUCGCACAUAUAUUGGAACACCGCAUGUCUCCACUGCCUCCAAGCCUCUUGUUGCUGUCAAGCGCAGAGUCUUGAAGAAGGACAGAUCAGAGAUUAUCAUUCUAGAGUCGGUCCUGAAGGCUGCAGUGCUACUAUCGCACGCAAACCUCUUGAAUGUCCUUGCAUAUCGUGUUGACAAACUUGACGAGCACAGCUCCGAACUGGUCCUGUGUCGGGAGUAUUCCGACAGGGGUAAUUUGUAUGACCUUCUCUCGAUGAGUAAUUUGCACGUGAGUAAAGCUCGACAAUGCACCACCGACCUUCUAGGAGCGCUUGACUACCUCCACAGCAAGGGAAUGGUGCAUGGAAGUAUCAGCGCAAAAACAACCUAUCUCACAGGUCAGCCUUCUCUAUCACCAAAACUGGCUGGUUUUGGCUAUGCCUCGCUUUUAGGAGAGCAUCAGCCAAUUGUGUCAGCCAGUUGGCAGUCACCGGACGGCGCAGCCUCAUCUCAGACUUCAAAAAAGAAGUCUGACGUGUGGGACCUGGGUGUGCUGGUCGUGCAGAUGUUCUUGGGACUGGAUGCUACUACAGACUACAUGUCCCCUGAAGACAUGAUCGACAAGCACAAUUUUUCUGACGCAUUCGAGGUUCUUCUUCACAAGUUUUUUGCCAUCGACAGUAAGAAGCGAUCAACCAGCUUCGACUUAAUGGCAUCCGAAUUUCUGCGGACAGAUGGUCCCGUGCUGAAGGAGUUUUCGGGUACGGCCGACGGUCACCAUCGUGGCAGUAAGUCAUAUGCUGGCCUGGAAAGUCCUCUGCGGCGUCGCUCACGACACAACUCAACACAUGCGCCCGAACAUCCAUCUCGUUAUUUGAACGACUUCACUGAGCUUCAAAAGCUCGGCAGAGGUGGGUUUGGCGAGGUUGUCAAGGCUCAAAGUAAGGUCGGAAAGGGCGUGUACGCCAUCAAAAAAAUCAAGCCAGCAAUAGACAUGCUCGAUCAGGUUCUAUCGGAGGUGAUGCUUCUCGRGCGUUUGGUUCACCCCUACGUCGUGAGAUACUUCACAGCGUGGGUGGAGACGGAUGGUACAUAUCCAGAGGAUGCCAUCAGUGUAUCUGAAGAUGACAUAACAGAGAGCCAGAGCAUCGAAUUUGGGGCACCGAGCACUAGUCUGGACUUUGUGUCCUCCAGUGGCGCCGGCUUUGUGUUUGGAAGCGACUCCGAGGAUGAUUCUGACUCCGAGGACGACCAAGAUGACAAGACCGACACAGAUGAUGGUGAGGAUCCCUUCGAUCGUGGUGGCGAUCCCGAUGGCACAUCGACAGACAGUGAUGGAACAAACAUGCCUCGUGCACACACCCGACCAAAGAAGAAGGCUUCAGAUACUAGACGCCUGCCUUCGACUCUGUUUAUUCAGAUGGAGCUUUGCGAUCGUCGAUCUUUACGGAAUCWCAUCCAAAAGGGAAUCGAAGACGACGAUGCUUGGAAGAUUUUGCGCCAGAUCACUGAGGGUCUUGCUCACAUUCAUAGCGUUGGUAUAAUACACCGCGACUUGAAGCCCGAUAACAUCUUCAUUGACAGCUCCGGAAGUCCGAAGAUUGGCGACUUUGGUCUCUCCACCAUGGCCCAACAACAGGCACCCGAAGGACCAUCCGGAUCCAAAGGCGACGCCAGCAUGACACGGAGCGUUGGCACCGCGCUUUAUGUCGCCCCUGAGCUUCGAUCUUCGUCUGGCUCUGCAUAUACCGAGAAAGUCGACAUGUAUUCCCUUGGCAUCAUAUGCUUCGAGAUGUUUCAACCGUUUGGGACAUCCAUGGAAAGACUGGAGGAAUUGCAAAAGAUUCGAGAAGCUCGCCACACGCUGCCUAUCGCAUUUCAAGUCGGCGGGGAUAAAGCAAACCAAGGCAGGCUUAUCGACCGGCUGACGGUACAUAAAUCGAGCGAGCGGCCCAGCAGUGCCGAAUUGUUACACUCCGAUCUUCUACCCGUAAAGGUGGAAGGAGUGUUGAUUCGCGAAGCUCUGACCGGAAUCGCCGACCCGCAUUCUCCCUACCACCAGCAAUUGUUGUCGGCUUUGUUCUCGACAGACAGCUCUAGCUACCAACGUGCAAGAGCACUAGCGUGGGACUCCAAAGAUCCUAACUUGAAAGAUGCCUCCCGUUGGCACAUCAGGAAUACAGUGCGAAACGUUGUUGACACCGUCUUCAGACGUCAUGGCGCCGCAGAGAGCGAAGAAAGUGGACAGGUUUUCGUCUUUCCACGAUCGGAUCACUACACCAACGGCAACGUCGUGCAGCUGCUAGACUCCUCCGGUAAUCUUGUGCAGCUGGCGUAUGACAUGAUCUUACCGCACGCCCGUCGUCUGGCCCGGCAGAGGGAGGUUGUGAGAUGUAGCUUCACAUUUGGCGGCGCUGCCCGAGACACUUUCCACGGCUUGAGUMCAAAGGUCAGCGAGGAGGUCGACUUUGACAUUGUUAACGAUGCGCGCGACCGACCGCCCGAGCUUGCACGGAAUGAUGCCGAAGUCAUACGAACUGUGGACGAAUUGCUUUCAGAGCUGCCAUCGUUUGGGUCGUCAAUCAACGUGUGCUUCCAUAUGAGCCAUGGCAUUCUGAUCGACGCCAUACUCGAUUUCUGUCGUGUGCCGUUGACCUUACAACACACCGUCAAAGAUGUCCUUAGCAAGCUUGGAUUCAUCAACUGUGACUGGGCACAGACAAGAUCUCAGCUUCGGGUGACUGGACUUUCAGAUACUACCCUCGACGAUCUCAAGCUUUUUGACUGGCGCGAGAGCUCUGACAAAGCCUUCAAGCGUUUGCGGACAUUGUUCGAUCGUGGAAAGCCUGCGAUGAAAUCCAGAAGCGAAGAAGCUAUUGUUCAGCUGCAACAGAUUGUGGUGAAUAUGGGAGUGGUCGGAGUCACCCGCAAGGUCUAUAUUGCGCCUUUCGGCUGUUUCAACGCCAAGUUCUAUGCCACCGGGAUGAUGUUCCAGGCCGUUCUCGAGAAAAAGAAGAAUCGCCAGGUGAUUGCUGCUGGCGGACGGUACGAUAGUUUGAUCCAGUCAUUUCAGACUGGAGACGCCAUGGGAGGUGUUCGACAAGGAGCUGUAGGUGUGUGUAUCGGAAUCGACAAUCUUGUCGCACACCUCUCAAAGGCCAGUACGUCAGGCUCCAAGAAAGCGUACAUCCGGGAUCUGGAGCAGCACGCACAGCUUCCUAAGCGUGGUGAUGUGCUUGUUGUGGCCAKUGGCGGUUCAGAUGAGCUCCGUGUUGCAGGAUUCAAGAUUGUGGCGGCGCUGUGGGACAGCAACAUCAGCGCUGAGAUGUGCAGCGAAGAAGGCACGUUCCGCGAUCAAGACUACGCCUUUCUGGUACAUUUGAGACACGAAGCUUCGACAACCGUCCGUGUCACAGCCACGGACAAUGAGAAUGAGGAUACGGACGUCACCAUUCCGUCCCUUGUCCCUCAUCUUCAGCAAGAGCUACGUGAUCGGGCGCAUACCAAAGUUAGACAGCCUUUGCUACGAGCUCACUCGAGCCAACAUGAUAGCCAGCACAGCGUCCAAGUGCUGUACGCUCGUGUCGGGAGCAAGAAGGGCAACAAGUACGGAAUCGUCAACGAUACCAAACGACUGUGGUCGGAGUACCUCGACAGGAUCAAGGAUGCUCCUGCUCUGGCGAUUGAGACCAGAGAUGAUUUGUUGGACGUCAUACAGUCAACCCGACUGUCUGAUCCGGAGAGUUGGAAGAAGGCGGGGCAGAGCGUACCUGUGGGCGAUGGAGGAUAUUUCCACCAAGUCAAGGAAAUGCUCGAGUCGUGGCGCAGGGAUUGGCAAACGGRAGAUGGCUUCCGCGAGGCUUGCAUUUACAACUUUCGCAGCCAGCGGUGCAUCUUCUAUGACUUGGGCGCGUGA